AUGUUACAGGAAAAGGAGAAAGGAAAUGUGGAAGAAAAUGCCUUUGAGGCCUUGGAGAAGGACUUCCAGGAGGUUCUCAAUGAGCUCAUGGGCGACAAGAGUCUGGAGAGAUUCCGUAUUGAGUAUGAAAAGCUGCACCGCGCCCUUAAGAAAUCGCAUGAUAAUGAGAAGCGCUUGAUGACGAGGUGCCGAGAGCUAAAUGCUGAGAUUGUCACCAAUUCAGUCAAAGUGUCCACCGCUUUGAAGCUCUCUCAAGAUGACCAGUCAACGAUCACCACCUUAAAGCAGGAGAUUGAGAAGGCUUGGAAGAUGGUGGACGCGGCUCAUGACCAGGAGAAGCGAGGGAAGGAGACCAUUCACAGUCUGAAGGAGGAGAUCGCCAAGCUCACCAGGCUGGUGGAGCAAGGAGCUGGCCUGUCCUUGGGUCAGGAAAGCGGAGUGGACGGAAUGCUACAAGCCAAAGACGAACUGGUGAAGGAGAGGGAUGAGCUAUACUUGGAGAUCACGGUCCUGCGUAACCAGCUGGCAGACCUGACCACACAACAGCAUGAAGCUGAGCACGCCAAGGAGGAGGCUGACCAGAGCAUAUCCCAGCUUCAGCGAGACAUCCAGAUGAGGGAAAACGAGGUGGCCAGGGAGAUGCGACGCAAGGAGAGGCUGGAGAAGGAGGUGAAGCGUCUCCAGGGAGAGCUGGAGGCCAAGCAAGCCGAGAUCAAACAGCUACAGGUCCAGCAGUUCAAGAACAAGGAGGAGCACCACAAGGUGGAGCAUCAGCUCAAGGAACAGAAGAUCUUGAAUGAGAGGCUGUCCAAGGACCUGGAGGUGCUUCACCAUCGAUUCACCAAGUUACAGGUGGAGAACGAGCAGCAGGUCAUGAUCACUGACCAGCUGAUGCACGAUAACACUCAGAAGAUGAUUGAGCUGAAGACCCGAGAGGACGAGGUAAGCCACAUGCGCCAGGAGAUCACCAAACUGAACAAGGUGAAGGAGGUCAUGCACAGGAAGAUGCACGUCCUGGAGGAUCACAAGACGGACUUGGAAAAUCAGCGAGAGACACUCAAGAACCUCACCAGCGGGCUGGAUAGAGAGCUGGAGGCUGUGAAGAAGCAGGCUGACAUUGACAAGAAGGCCAUUGAUGAGCUAGUGCGAGAGCGAGACAUUCUGAAUAAGAACGUAUUGAAGGCGAUCAGUGCCACCGACAAGCAGCUCAACCUGGUCAAGCUCCACGAACAGUCAAAGAAGGUCCUGGAGAACGAGAUCCAAAACUAUAAGAAUGAGGCUCACAAACAGCGGAAGAUCAUCCUGCACCUGGAGAAGGAGCGGGACCGAUAUAUCAACGAGACCAGUGCCCUCUCACACAGGGUCUAUCAGAACAUGGAGGACAUCAAUGCCCGCGACUUGCAGAACUUUGAAUACAAGAAGAAGAUCGCAGAUGCCAUGAGCAAGCUGAGACAUCAGCAAACCAUGUUCGAGACAGUGAGGAACGACAGGAACCUUCAAAGCAAGAACCUGAUCGAAGCCAAGGACGAAAUCACUGAAAUGAAACGGAAGCUGAAAGUCACUAACCACCACAUCGAUCAGCUGAAGGAGGAGAUCUCCUCGAAGGAGGCGGCGUUGGUGAGGCAACAGCUGGAGCACCAGCGCAUGGAUAAGGAGAAGGAAGCGCUUAAGGCUGAACUGCAGAAGAUGAAGCGACAGGCUCAGGAGACCAAGAUGUUCAUUGAAAGUCAGGAGACGGAGGAGAAGAAGCUGCUCAGGAUCAUCUCCGAGGCGGACACAGAGAGACUCCGGCAGAAGAAGGAGUUGGACCAGGUUAUCACCGAGAGAGACAUUCUGGGCACCCAGCUGGUGAGACGCAAUGACGAGUUGGCCCUGCUGUACGAGAAGAUCAAGAUCCAGCAGUCCAUGUUGAACAAAGGUGAGAUGCAGUAUAGGCAGCGAGUGGAGGACAUCCGGCUCCUCAAGUUGGAGAUCAAGAAGCUGCGACGAGAGAAGGCCAUCCUCACCAAGACAGUGGCCAACGUGGAUGACCUCAGGCGGGAGCUGUAUCACGUACAGAGGGAGCUGCUGAAGGAGCGAACACGGUGCAGGGCCCUGGAGGAGGAGCUGGAGAACCCCAUGAAUGUGCACAGGUGGCGCAAACUGGAGGCCAGCGAUCCCAGCACGUACGAACUCAUUAUGAAGAUUCACACGCUGCAGAAGAGACUGAUCGCAAAAACCGAGGAAGUGGUGGAGAAAGAGCUUCUCUUACAGGAGAAGGAGAAGCUUUAUGUGGAGCUGAAGCACAUCCUGGCUCGACAGCCUGGGCCUGAGACGGCUGAACAGCUGCAGAUCUACCAGAAGGCCCUGCGAGAGAAGACCAGGCAAUUGAAGGCCCUGACUUCGGAGCUGAACAUGUUUGAGUCUCAGAGCCAGGAGUACAAGUACGAGAUCGAUCGCCUGAGCCUGGAGCUGCAGAACAUACAGAAGAAAUACCACCUGCAGAAACGCAAGGAACAGCAGACUAAGGAGAAGGAAAAGCAGGCGAUCGACAGGGGGACAACAUCCAUCCAACCACAGAAGACAAACCAUCCCCAGAUCACAGGAGGAGGCUUCAACUUUAAGCAGCCGACCCAGGUCACAGCUUAAGCCCAUGUCAGUGACACCCCUACACUCUCCAACAUCACGCAAGAAACUCUUAUCAUUUUAGCAAGGGCUGAGAGCCGUCGCUUAAUGACAGUGUGCGAUGAUUUUGCUAGAAUCUAUUUCAAAAUUUUAUAUCGACGGCUCAAACGCCCUGCUCACAAAAAAGUAACGGACUCUUAACUCUAAUGGAGAAGUUGUACUUUAAGAGACAUUGAUUCUCGCACUUUAGCGGCACUUUGCAACCACUCGCAAUAAAGAGGCUGAUUUGCAGUGGGGAAA
Molecule: messenger RNA, 2904 nt
Organism: Callorhinchus milii (elephant shark)
Lineage: Eukaryota; Metazoa; Chordata; Chondrichthyes; Chimaeriformes; Callorhinchidae
Gene: cfap58
Product: cilia and flagella associated protein 58
Exons: 17
Coding region: 1-2628 (875 amino acids)
Cellular component (GO): cytoskeleton
Source: RefSeq, a predicted model, not a curated record